Molecule: messenger RNA, 1038 nt
Organism: Sphaeramia orbicularis (orbiculate cardinalfish)
Lineage: Eukaryota; Metazoa; Chordata; Actinopteri; Kurtiformes; Apogonidae
Gene: zp3f.2
Product: zona pellucida glycoprotein 3f, tandem duplicate 2
Exons: 9
Coding region: 1-1038 (345 amino acids)
Biological process (GO): egg coat formation; binding of sperm to zona pellucida; positive regulation of acrosome reaction
Cellular component (GO): extracellular matrix
Molecular function (GO): acrosin binding
Source: RefSeq, a predicted model, not a curated record
AUGGUGCUUCAUCUAUGCCUUGGUGUGGUGUUCUUGGCUGUGUUUUCACCAGCCAUUGCAGAUCCAGAUAUAACAGUGGUCUGUUCAAAAGACUCACUGAGGAUCACAUGGAGGAUCCCUGAGAAGGCAGUCCCUGAUGCAGCUCGUCUCUUCCUCGGAAACUGUUAUCCCUCUAAUCUGAAUGUUGCGUCCACUGGAGAAGCAGACGUGGUUUUCAACUACACAUUUUCUGACUGCAGAUUUAAGAAACAGGUGAAAGGAAAAUACCUAAUUUACAAAAAUGAACUUAGCUUCAGGCCUAAGCCAAGGCCAAACCCUCCUGUCUAUGUGUUCCCCAUCCAGUGUGUUACCAGGAGAUCCAAUGCCUGGGUUCCUCACUUCCUGAACCCUGGAUCAGGGUUAUCUGAAGGUCGCAGCAGUUUAGUUUUCAACAUGGCGCUCCUGAAUGAGGAUCUAACAGGUAUUGCAAAAACCAACGUCGUUCCUCUGGGCUCGUUCAUUGCGAUAUGGGCGGCAGUGGAGCAGAAGUCCCAUCAACCCCUGCUUCUCCUAAUGGAAGAAUGUGUGGCGACUACGACCCUUGAGCUGCACACAAACACCCCACGAUACCCUAUCAUCAGCAAUCAAGGAUGUCUUCAGGAAAGUGUGAAGGGAAACGCCAUGUUCCUGCCUCGAUACCACUCGUCUGCACUCAUCGUCUACCUGCAGUCCUUCAAACUGAACGAUGGGGAUGUGGUCUACAUCCACUGCAAACUGGUUGCAUGGGAUCCUAAUUCUCUAAGUGACAGUAGAAAGGCCUGCCAUUAUUCGAAGGAAAGUGAAAGUUGGGAACUACUGGACGACCCACUUCAGAGCUCCCUUUGUUGUAACUGUGACAAUACCUGCGACAGACGAAAGAGGAGAGAAGUUGAAAAUGAAUCCCACAGCCUAAGCUACAACUCUGUUGUUGGACCCCUGUUCAUAGUGGAUCGGUCUGACCUGAAGACAAAGAACAAAUGGGUGGGGUCUGUCCCUGCAGCUGGUCCCCAGAUGGAAUAA